UCUUCGUCUCUCACAAAACUAUUAAUAUAUUUUUCCUCUUCAAAACCAGCUAUGUAAGGCUAGAAAUUUUCUUUUCUUUUCUUUUCAAUUAAUAAAAUUUAUGUAUUAUUUAUAUACUCCUAUAAAAUAUUAAAUGAGAGAGUGGAAGAAUAAACCAAAGAAAUAUAGAGAAAAAAAAAAGAAGAGAAAAGAGAGAAAGAAAGAGCCUUGUAGAGGAUGACCUCAUCCUCUCUUCUUCCUCUUCUUAUCAUUCCUCUUCUUAGAUCUUAGUUUACGCAUCUGGGUUCCUUUCAAACGGAAUGCUAGAUUGAUAUAUCCUUGAUCCAAUGUCCCUGAAUUCAAUUGCCAAUCACCCGAUUUUUGGUUGAUCGGAAUUAUAACUGGAUUCUUCACAUUUUACAUAAAAAGAAGAAAAAUAACAAAAAUAAAAUGCAGUCAGAUCUUGGUAAGCUUUUCAUUGGUGGGAUUUCAUGGGACACAGAUGAGAAUAAGUUGAAGGAGUAUUUUGGACAAUAUGGAGAAGUGGUGGAGGCUAUGAUCAUGAGGGAUCGUACCACAAAUCGUGCCCGUGGAUUUGGUUUUAUUGUCUUUGCUGAUCCUGUUGUUGCUGAGAGAGUUGUGAUGGAAAAACACAUGAUUGACGGCAGAACAGUUGAAGCAAAGAAAGCAGUCCCUAGGGAUGAUCAGCAGAUUUCGAAUAGGAACAAUAAUCUCAUCCAUGGAUCUCCUGGUCCUGGACCUACCAAAAAGAUUUUUGUAGGAGGUUUAGCGUCUACAGUUACCGAGAGUGAUUUCAAGAAGUACUUUGAGCAGUUUGGUAUCAUUACUGAUGUUGUGGUAAUGUAUGAUCAUAACACCCAAAGGCCAAGAGGGUUUGGUUUCAUCACUUAUGACUCAGAAGAUGCUGUAGAUAGUGUGUUGCAGCAAACUUUCCAUCAACUCAAUGGAAAAAUGGUAGAGGUUAAGCGGGCAGUACCAAAAGAGCUAUCCCCAGGCCCGAGUCGCAGCCCCCUAGUAGGAUACGGUAGUUAUGGUAUGAGUAGGGCUAGCAACUUCAUCAAUAGUUAUGCUCAAGGUUACAAUCUUAACUCUAUUGCAGGAUAUGGUAGACUUAAUCCUCUUGUUACUGGUCGAACCGGUCUUCCCCCAUUUGGUAAUCCUGGAUUUGGAAUGAGUAUGAAUAUGGAGCCAGGAUUGAAUGCUAGCUAUGGUGCAAACUCUAACUUCAGCAACAGUCUGGGUUUUGGCCGUGCUUUGGGACCUUUUUUUAAUGGCAACUCGAACAGAUACAACACUCCUAUUGGGUUUAAUGUGGGUAAUACAAGAGGUGAUUCUCUGGCAAACUCAGCAGCAAGAAAUGUCUGGGGAAAUGGUUCUUUUAGCAGUCCCGCAAAUCCGGUCAGUCCUGGAGCUUUUUUAGGAUCUGGUAGUGGCAAUUUCAGUGCCUCACUCGGAAAUAAUGGAGCUAACUGGAGUUCAUCUUCUUCCGUAUCCCAAGGUGGCAGUAUUAAUCCUGGAUAUAGCAGUGGAAAUCUUGGUUAUGGUUUUAAUGAUGGUUAUGGAUUGGGAAGUGAGGGUUACGGAAGAACUCAUACUUCGGAUUCAGCUCCAGCUGCUACUUUUGCUGCAUCCACAGGUGGUUUUGAUACACCUUAUGGAGACCUAUAUCGUGGUGGGUCAGGUUAUGGUGAUUCAACAUGGCGCUCUAGCUCUCCUGAGCUUGAGGGAUCUGGUUUUGGUCUCGGCAAUGCAGCUGCAGAUAUUGCUUCCAGAACUUCUGAUGGUUUGAUUGGAGGAUACGGUGCGGCAAAUAGACAAGCAAAUAGAGGAAUUGCAGCAUAUAAGAGGCCAUUCGAGCAUCCCUCAGUAAGACUGUGAGUUCGUACAUCCCUCAUUAAUGUAUCUCGGUUUAUAAAGAAAUUCUGCAUAUGGUAGUAACAAGGAUCUCUUCUCAGUAUACCGAGUCAGUAAGGUUCGGGACUUGAACUAUUUUUCUUCUUCCCUUCAAAGCUAGGUUUUUGGCAUUUGGUUGAGUUGUAAAAUCAGAUUGCGGGAUAUACUCGAAACGUUCAUUCAGGAUUAGAUCAUCAGUGCACGAUAAGUGAGGGUGCAAGCGAUAGCAUAUCAGAUAUAGAUCAGUGUUUUUUCUGCGUUUCGUUUUCUUGAUUUUCUUAUCCAAGAAUUUUUAUUUUUUACUUGUUUUAACAUGCUGUAACGACUAGACUAGUUAGUCGAAUUUCAUGUAUCAGUUCAUAUAUUUACUAGUUUUUCCUCGAAUUGUAUGUCCCGAGGUGUUGUUCUAUUUUGAUUUAUAGUGUGAAACAAUAGAGGGAUACCCAUUUAGGAUUCCCUUAAAAUAAGCUUACUUGAUAAUCAAAAAUCAUUUGGGUUUGAAUAUGAGAAUUUCUCUCUGUUGUUGAAACAAAUUGAAAAAUUCGAUUGUUUACAAUGAAAUGAAUGUUAAGAAUUCUGAUCA
Amaranthus tricolor (Joseph's coat) is the source of this 2476-nucleotide messenger RNA. RefSeq names its product heterogeneous nuclear ribonucleoprotein 1-like. The coding region runs from base 430 to 1878 and encodes 482 amino acids. The transcript is spliced from 5 exons. Gene Ontology annotation, molecular function: RNA binding. Lineage: Eukaryota; Viridiplantae; Streptophyta; Magnoliopsida; Caryophyllales; Amaranthaceae. The record is from RefSeq and is a predicted model, not a curated record.